Messenger RNA from Ooceraea biroi (clonal raider ant), 3248 nucleotides. It is a transcript of the gene GCS2alpha, whose product is annotated as glucosidase 2 subunit alpha. Gene Ontology annotation, molecular function: alpha-glucosidase activity; carbohydrate binding. The record is from RefSeq and is a predicted model, not a curated record. Lineage: Eukaryota; Metazoa; Arthropoda; Insecta; Hymenoptera; Formicidae. Gene Ontology annotation, biological process: N-glycan processing; carbohydrate metabolic process.
CGGCUACUGCGUCUCGACGCAGAAUUUUACGGUUUUAUGAGCGGAUAAGUCCGCCGCCGCUCUGUAGCUGUCGCGCGGCCGCGUUUUUUGCGGCGUACGGUAUUUCCUUCGUACGCCGUUACCCAGUCGGAUGUAGGAAAAGUACAAUGUUGACCGUAUUUUUAGUGUUACUGUGUUCUCCAUUCAUCGUCGAUGCGGUCAGCAGAGACAAUUUCAAAAGAUGCGACCAGAGCAGUUUCUGCCGACGGAGCAGGAAAGUGGAGCCUGGAAAGACACCAUAUCAGAUCUUACCAGACACGUUUGUACCAAAUGAAUCAGUGGCUACUGUAGACUUGUUUAAUAAGGAUACAGGCGUUACUUACGUGCUGCAACUUACUUUGUUGAAAGAGAGCACGUUUAGACUGCACAUCAACGAAAAGACUCCGUUGCAUCCUAGAUAUGAGACUGAAUAUGCACUCCACGAUCAACCACAGACAGACAAGUUUGAUACUGUGGAAAAAACCGCUGAGAGUAUUACUCUGGUGAAGGGUCAGAACAAAGUUGUUUUAUAUGUUAAUCCGUUUAAAGUAGAUCUGUACUCUCAAGGUGUUUUGACAAUAUCAGCAAAUGCUCGUGGCCUUAUGAGAUUUGAACAUCUGCGUACUAAACCAGAAAGACCAGAACAAGAGGAGAAUGCUGAAGGAGCUGAGGCAGCACCACCACCUCCACCACCAGCGGAUAUAAAUAAUAGCACGUAUCCUGGCGACGGUGCGGAUAGUGAUCCUGGCGCUUGGGAAGAGAAUUUUAAGGAACAUCAUGAUUCGAAACCGUUCGGCCCCGAGGCUGUCGGCAUGGACUUCAGCUUUCCUGGAUCAGAUCAUGCUUACGGUGUGCCAGAGCAUGCAGAUUCCCUAGCAUUGAAGUCAACUAAAUCUACCGAUCCGUACAGGCUAUAUAAUCUAGAUGUCUUCGAAUACGAAACAAACGAACGUAUGGCUUUAUACGGUGCCAUCCCAGUUCUCUACGCGCACGGAAGGGAGAGAACGUCUGGAGUUUUCUGGCACAAUACGGCGGAAACGUGGAUCGAUAUUUUGUCGAGCGCGGACAAUAAUAUCGUGGAGAGUAUCGUCAAUUUGGUGUCUGGGUCUCCCAAGAAAUCUCAAGUGGACGCCCACUUCAUGUCGGAGUCCGGGGUGAUCGAUGUGUUCUUUAUGUUGGGCCCAAAACCGCUCGACGUUUUUAAACAGUACACAGUUUUAACCGGAACAGCUCCUCUGCCGCAGAUGUUCGCCCUCGGAUAUCAUCAGAGCCGUUGGAAUUAUAACGAUCAGGACGACGUUGCGACGAUCGCAGAGACUUUCGACAUGCACGACCUGCCGCUGGAAGUUAUGUGGCUGGACAUCGAGUAUGCCGACAGCAAGAAAUAUUUCACGUGGGAUGCGCGCAAGUUCCCGAACCCUCUCGAGAUGGUGCACAAUCUUACCGCGAAAGGCAGGAAACUGGUCGUGAUCAUCGAUCCUCACAUUAAGCGCGACAACAAUUAUUUCUUGCAUAACGAUGCCACCAGUCACGGCUAUUACAUCAAAAACAGGGAAGGAAAGGAUUACGAGGGUUGGUGUUGGCCGGGAGCUUCGUCGUACCUGGACUUCUUCGAUCCGAAAGUCUUCGAAUACUACGUCGGCUUGUACAGCUUGGACAAAUUUCACGGUACCACCAAUGACGUUUACAUCUGGAACGACAUGAACGAACCGAGCGUGUUUAAUGGGCCUGAAAUAACGGCGCCGAAAGACCUGCUCCAUUACGAGGGUUGGGAGCACAGAGACGUCCACAAUAUCAACGGACACAUGUACAUCCGUGCGACGUACGAGGCUCUGUUCCGCCGAUCGGGCGGUUCCUUGCGGCCGUUCGUUCUAACGAGGUCCUUCUUCGCUGGAUCGCAACGCUUCGCAGCGAUGUGGACCGGCGAUAACAUGGCCGAUUGGAAUCACCUGCGCGUAAGUUAUCCCAUGUGCCUCUCGAUGGCGAUAUCCGGAUUUUCGUUCUGCGGCGCCGACGUCGGCGGUUUCUUCAAGAACCCGGACUCGGAGCUGUUCAUUAGGUGGUACCAAGCAGCCGUGUGGCUGCCGUUCUUCCGUCAGCAUUCCCACAUCGAGACAAAGAGACGCGAGCCAUGGACGUUCAACGAGGAAACCACUCAGAUAGUUCGCGAGGCGCUCAGACUGCGUUAUUCCUAUCUGCCGUUGUGGUACACGCUCUUCAGAGAGCACGAGGUGAACGGUUCACCCGUCAUACGUCCGCUGUGGACGGAGUAUCCAUCCGAAUUGGAAACGUUCACCAUCGACGAUCACUUGCUGCUCGGCGACUCCAUACUCACGCGACCGGUGUUCCAGUCCGGUGCCACGGAGGUGGUUGUUUACUUCCCAGGGGAGGGCAAAGUGACUUGGUACGAUAUCGACACGAUGCGACCUUACCAGAAAGCGGGAUACGUUAACAUACCAGUGACCCUACACAAAGCCCCCGUAUUCCAAAGAAGCGGCUCUAUCGUUCCGCGAAAGAUGAGGAUACGACGCAGCACGGUCGCUAUGAAGAACGAUCCGUACACACUGGUGGUGAUGGCCGAUAAUAAUGGCAAGGCAAGCGGCAAUCUGUACAUUGACGAUGAAGCCAGCUUCGAAUAUCGUCAUGGGAAAUAUUUGUAUCUCAAGUUGAAUUUCGACGGCAGUAAGAUCACCUCGAGCCUAAUAGAUAAACUGGCUUCGUACGAGACGCAGAGCUGGUUGGAGAGAAUAGAUAUAGCCAAUCCACCGCAGGGAGUUAAAUCCGCUCAACUGGAAUCGAAUAGUAUGGGGAAAGUAGCUUUGGAAACUACGUAUAAUCCACACAACAACGUAUUGACGAUACGUAAACCGGCUGUAAAUAUGGGAGAAGAGUGGUCUAUCGAAUUAUUACGUUAGAUUUAUGAUUUUACUCAUGAUCGACUCUGUAAUCCACAUUGUAAUGCCAAUUUUCUAUUCUACUGUACAUGUCUCAGCUAUCUGUGAUCUGGAUGAUUACGUUCUCUAGAACAAAUAAGACUACAACUUAGUUACUACGGGAGUAAAUCGUGAGAGAGAUUGUUAAUAAGCUUGGUUUGGUAAAUUUGAUAUUUGUUUGCAGCAGGUGUGCAAUUAAACAACACUGGAUAGUGUUUAAUGUGUAAUAAACGCAAUCCUCUGUUUAACUUACUUUAUUUUGUAAGAUUUAAUAAAAUAUUCUAAAAAUUGGGAAUA